AUGGAUGCCAUAACAUUCAGAUUUUUGAUGAGCUUAGCAGCGUCUCAAAAUCUUGAAAUGUAUCUCAUGGAUGUUGUGACAGCAUAUCUAUAUGGAUCUCUUGAAAAUGAGAUAUAUAUGAAAAUCCCAGAAGGAUUAAAAAUGCCUGAGGAUUUGAAAUCAAAGGCUAAGGAGAUCUGUUCGGUCAGAUUACAGCGAUCACUUUAUGGACUAAAACAGUCCGGACGCAUGUGGUAUAAUCGCUUAAGUGAAUAUUUGUUGAGUAAAGAUUACGUCAACAAUGCGAUAUGCCCUUGCGUAUUCAUUAAGAAAUCCUCGUCAGGAUUUGUGAUUAUUGCUGUAUAUGUAGAUGACCUGAACAUGAUUGGAACUCAAAAGGAAAUUGAUGAUGCAAGAACUCAUAUGAAAGAAGAGUUUGAAAUGAAAGAUCUUGGAAAGACAAAGUUUUGUCUUGGGCUCCAGAUAGAGCAUUUCCAAGAUGGUAUAUUUGUGCAUCAGUCAAAUUACACUAAAAGAGUGUUAAAACGCUUUUAUAUGGACAAAGCAACUCCUUUGAGUACUCCAAUGGUUAAUAGAUCUCUUGAUGUUGAAAAGGAUCCAUUCCGUCCUUGUGAGGAUAACGAGGAAGUGUUAGGUCCUGAAGUACCUUACAUGAGCGCUAUUGGUGGACUAAUGUAUCUUGCAAAUUGCACUAGACCAGAUAUAGCAUUCGCUACUAAUCUGCUUGCAAGAUAUAGUUCGUCCCCUACGCGCAGACAUUGGAAUGGAAUAAAACAUAUUUUUCGUUAUCUUCAAGGAUCAAUUGAUUUAGGAUUAUUUUAUCCUAAAAACUCAAAAUGUGUUUUAGUUGGUUUUGCUGAUGCAGGAUAUCUAUCAGAUCCACACAAAGCUAGAUCACAAACAGGUUAUGUUUUCACAAUUGGUGGAACCGCGGUCUCCUGGCGUUCGCAAAAGCAAACUUUGGUUGCAACGUCUUCAAAUUAUGCAGAAACUAUUGCUCUCCAUGAAGCAUGUAGAGAGUGUGUGUGGCUCCGGUCUAUGACUCAUCACAUACAAGAAUCAAGUGGAAUAGUCACAGAGAAAGAGCCAACAAAAAUAUUUGAAGACAAUUCUGCAUGUGUCACACAACUCAAAGAAGGUUAUAUCAAGAGUGACAGAACGAAGCAUAUUCCUCCAAGAUUUUUCUCAUACACUCAAGAACUCCAGAAAAAUCAAGAAGUGGACAUCGAGUAUAUUCGUUCAAGUGACAAUGCAGCCGAUCUUUUUACAAAGGCGCUUCCUACUACAGUGUUCAAGAAGCAUGUUCACAGUAUCGGAAUGCGUCGUCUACAAAACUUGUGA
Microthlaspi erraticum is the source of this 1341-nucleotide messenger RNA. NCBI's taxonomy places the organism in Eukaryota, Viridiplantae, Streptophyta, Magnoliopsida, Brassicales, Brassicaceae. The record is from the annotation of a GenBank genome assembly.